UGCUCCGUCCCUCUUUGUGGCCCGUGUGUUCUUGGUGGCUGUCUGGUCUGCUGACCUGGUUUGGCCGUAAAUCUAAAGAUUCUCCACAGUUAGGUUAAAGCAAACCUCAUUUUGCUGCAUCAUUCUGGCCAUCCAGCGCACAUUUGGCUGGCUAUCGCUAUAAAUUGUCCGGAACAGACAGUGUUGAGCCGGGGCGUCGACUGGCCGUGAGGCAGAGCAUCCACAGGCAGCUAGCGUUAGCCUCAACUAUAGGCAGGGGGGCAGCGGUGUCGGAGGGAAUUUUAUCAUGUCCGGCUACCAAGGAAAGAAGAAUAUCCCCAAAAUUACAAGCGACCGUCUCCUGAUCAAGGGAGGAAAGAUAGUGAACGAUGAUCAGUCCUUCUUGGCUGAUAUCUACAUGGAAGAUGGAGUCAUCAAACAAAUUGGAGACAACCUCAUUGUCCCAGGUGGAGUCAAGAUCAUAGAGGCCCAUGGCAGGAUGCUGAUGCCGGGGGGCAUCGAUGUGCACACCCGAUUCCAGAUGCCCGACCGAGGCAUGGUGGCGGCAGAUGACUUCUACCAGGGCACCCGGGCAGCCCUGGCUGGCGGCACAACCAUGAUCAUCGACCACGUGGUACCGGAGCCCGGUUUCAGCCUGGUCGCUGCUUUCAAACAGUGGAGAGAGUGGGCUGACAGCAAAUCCUGCUGUGACUAUUCCCUGCAUGUAGACAUCACUGAGUGGAACAACGGCACCCAGGAGGAGAUGGAGACUCUAGUGAAGGAUCAUGGUGUCAACUCUUUCCUGGUCUACUUGGCUUAUAAGGAUAUUUUCCAGCUUUCUGACUCUCAGAUCUAUGAGGUGUUCAGUGUCGUCAGGGACCUCGGAGCCAUUGCUCAGGUUCACGCCGAGAAUGGGGACAUCGUUGCAGAGGAGCAAAAACGCAUAUUAGAGCUGGGGAUCACUGGACCUGAAGGCCACGUACUUAGUCGUCCAGAAGAGGUGGAGGCCGAGGCAGUUAACCGCUCGGUCACCAUAGCCAAUCAGACCAACUGCCCCUUAUACAUCACCAAGGUGAUGAGCAAGAGUGCGGCUGAUGUGAUUGCUUUCGCUCGGAAAAAGGGUGCUGUGGUUUACGGAGAGCCCAUAUCUGCCAGCUUGGGCACAGAUGGUACCCAUUACUGGAGUAAGAACUGGGCCAAGGCUGCAGCCUUUGUCACCUCUCCACCGCUCAGUCCCGACCCCACCACCCCCGACUACCUGAACUCUCUGCUGUCAUGCGGGGACUUGCAGGUGACUGGUAGUGCUCACUGCACUUUCCAAACAUCCCAGCGUGCAGUAGGCAAAGACAACUUCACCAUGAUUCCAGAAGGCACCAACGGCACCGAGGAGAGGAUGUCUCUUGUCUGGGACAAAUGUGUGGUGACUGGAAAGAUGGAUGAAAACCAGUUUGUGGCAGUAACCAGCACAAACGCAGCCAAGAUCUUCAACCUGUACCCCCGCAAAGGUCGCAUCGCCGUGGGUUCUGAUGCUGACCUUGUGCUUUGGGACCCAGAUCUGACAAAGAUCAUCUCCGCUAAGAGCCACAACGUGGGUGUUGAGUAUAACAUCUUUGAGGGGACCGAGGUGCGUGGGGGUCCUAUGGUGGUGAUCAGUCAGGGUAAGAUUGUGCUGGAGGAGGGCACCCUUCACACCACGGAGGGCUGCGGACGCUACAUCAGCCGUAAACCCUUCUCAGACCACGUGUACAAGAAGAUAAAGGCUCGCAGCAGGCUCACAGAGCUGCGAGGGGUCCCCAGGGGCCAGUACGACGGGCCAGUGUGUGAGGUGACUGUGACUCCAAAGUUGAUGUCCACAGUUUCUUCGGUUAAGAACUCCCCUGCCAAGCAGCAGCAGUUAACCCAUCAGCCAGUGCGCAACCUCCACCAGUCUGGCUUCAGCCUGUCCGGCGCCCAAAUUGAUGACAAUGUUCCACGUCGUACCACUCAACGCAUUGUGGCGCCCCCUGGUGGAAAAGCUAACAUCACCAGCCUUGGCUAAGCUGCUUUUCCUCACGAGAGCCGCAGGAGGAACAUGGGACCAGAGGCCACGAUUACCAACUUCUGGCUCCCCUGCACCCCUUCUGUCCAUUUUUAUUCUCACCAUCACCACCACGUCACCUCAUUCAAGGAAGAAAAGCACUAAUUCAUGUUAUUUCAUCUCUCCUGCCACAUUCCUGUGUCGAGCUAGGAUAAAGUGAGUUUAGGAUAACUUUUUAUUCACAUCCAUUUGAUUAUUGAACUAUUAAGUUGUUUACAUUGUUUUAUCAUUUCUGCUCCAACAAUAGGUCAGAGAUUUAGACAAAAACUAGUCAGGAGAGGCAGUUGUAUGACAUUCGAACAGCAGCGAAUGUUCAGUUUUGUGUUGUUCUUAUAGCAGAUAAUUGAAUGUUUUGAUGAGAGAACCACUUUUGGCUAAAAAAAGUACAAGCCUGUCCACAUGAAAGAUAGAAAUGAAAAAUUCUAAUGGUCUCGCUCCAAAAACCAACCCACUUCUCUGAGGACUUCUUUGACGUUUGCCAAGAAUUCACUGAACUAAUUUGCCGCAAAUAAAAGUGUAAAUUAAAUCAAAAGAUACAGGCGUGUAAUAAAGUAAUCAAAAUCAGUUUUUGAGCCUCGGCCCAGAUGGAGUUCAGCAGCGUGGAUCCUUAAGUGUUGUUCUUGAUGUGGACGGAAAGUCACAUAUGUUGCUGAUAAACUUUUUAGACCGUAUUAAUAUGGUCUAAAAAAUGACUACAACUAGGCAUGGGCUGGCAUGACAUUCUUACAGUGUCAUAACCUGGAGGAAAAAAUCUUGCAGUUUUGCACAAAGGUUUAAAACAAAAAUGCACAAAUUCCUCGAUUUGUUUUUAUUUGUUUUAUUAAAAACUGAAAUUUAACAAUUCAUCUUGAUGCUGUGAAAAAAACGGACAUUAGUUCAGUUAAUAUGUGCACCAUGUUUUUCUUUUUUGAUACAUCUACUUUAACAAAAAUGUAUUAUAAAGUCCUGCUAAGUUUAGUAUUAGCUUUCUACUGCACCUCCUAAUUCUUAUUGUACCCCUGUUCAUUAAUGUUUAAAUAAUCAGAGACAACAGAAAGUUACUGUUGACUUCUACUUAGGCCUUGUAGUUGCAGACUCGUUUGCAGACCCAGUCCUUGUUUUGUUUUGUUUUUUAUUCAAAAAGAGCAAUAAAUUACACCUCUAAUAUAUCAAUGAAACUGCUAUAUAUAAAAAUCAAAAUAAUAAAAGUAAAGAGAAAAAUCUCAAACCCUUACAAAACGUUUUAGUUUUGUAAAAUUAAUGACAAAUGGCAACCUAUUGUCAUUCUCACUUUACUAGAUUAACACUGGGAGUAAAAAUACCCGAAAUUAGUGAUGGAUGACACACGGGGGGGACUCUGGCUGUGUGCAGCAACAGGUGGGGGAGGGUCUCUAUGCAGAAUAGAAAACCUAUCACGCUGGCACUUUCUCUGGCAUUUGAAUAAAAGUAGUCAUUUCUUUAGAAACAGUAGGAUAAAAAACAUUUAGCCAGUAACCGGCCCAUGCCUGCUAAAGACACAAAAAGGAUGAUUUAUCAGCAGUAUAUUGUCGUCUUUAAUUUUCUAGCAGUUGUGGGUUUUGUUUUUUUUAAGCUUGCAGUAUUUUGAUGUUUGUUUUUGGUGCUGUAUUGUUCCAUUUUGUUACAGUUGUACAUUUCUUCCUUUUUAUUUCGUUUUUUAAUGGCUGGUAGAGGCCGUGAAACGUUAACUGCACUAAAAGGAAAAGAGAGGGUAUUUCAGGGUCAAACCACUCGCUCAGCAUCACCCUGAAAAUUGGGGUCAACGUUGCCGGUUCGUGAGAUCUUGGUGGAGAAACGUGAACUUUUGCCCUCAUUUUACUGUGUUUUUUUUUUGUAUCUAUUUACCCUCGUACUUUUUUUUUUUCCUUGGAGUGUCGUCAGGGCAACAAGCCUCCAAUCCUGAGACGUUUGUCGUUCAGGAAACAGUUGGAUCCUACAAAGAGGUUUGAUUGGAGGCUUCUGCCGACAACCUCUCUGCACCUGGUGCUUUCUGACCUUUUUGCUGUAUACCAGCAGAUGAUGUCCACAUCCGUGCAGCGGUCGUGUAAGCGCUAUAUGUAUAGCAGCCAGGGUAGAGCUAACCAUUCACCUAGUUUUUUUCAUGUUUUUGCACCUGCAACAAUCCAAAAAUAGUAAAUGUGUAUGUGAGAUUGCAACUUUGUAUUGGAUAUACUUGUAUGUUUUAAGGAUACGUGUUGCCUGCCUGUUCUGUAAGAUAUUGAUAGCACACUGUGUCUAUGAAGGCUCUUUAAAGAUGUGAAAAGAUGUUUUUUUUUUUUUUGCUUGAGACCUGAUGAAAAAUCUUCAGUGUGUUUAUAUGAAGUCCCUCACAGUGUGCUGAUGAUGUGUCCUCUGUUCUCGGUGUUUGUGUUGUGAAAGAAGUUUUAAGAUGCUGUAUAUUGUCCCUUUACCUUCCUAUUUACACAACUUCAUAAACACCAGAUUUACCUAAGAUGAUAAUUGUAUUCACGGCCACACACAUGUACAGCUCCUCAGCAGAACGCUGGAUUAUUUCUCUUCAUUGCCUUGUCAGUUGUAGUUUUUGUAUGCAAAACUAUACUGUGAAGUGAUUUCCAUUUGGGGAUGUUUCUUGGAAAUGGUUAUUGAGUUGUAAUGUUAUGCACUGUUGUUUGCCCACUUCCACCGACUGUGACGGUCUUGCUCAUGUCUGCUCAUUUUAUUUUACUUGGAUGUACCAGAGUUUGGAGGGAACCAUCGGUCCUGUCAGCAUUUGACCUUUUCUGUGUUGAAUUCAAUGGAUUAAAAUUAUAAAAGCAAA
Messenger RNA from Girardinichthys multiradiatus, 4832 nucleotides. RefSeq names its product dihydropyrimidinase like 2a (gene dpysl2a). Gene Ontology annotation, cellular component: cytosol; cytoplasm. The coding region runs from base 287 to 2017 and encodes 576 amino acids. Lineage: Eukaryota; Metazoa; Chordata; Actinopteri; Cyprinodontiformes; Goodeidae. The transcript has 14 exons. The record is from RefSeq and is a predicted model, not a curated record. Gene Ontology annotation, molecular function: hydrolase activity, acting on carbon-nitrogen (but not peptide) bonds, in cyclic amides.